Molecule: messenger RNA, 1469 nt
Organism: Cinclus cinclus
Lineage: Eukaryota; Metazoa; Chordata; Aves; Passeriformes; Cinclidae
Product: class I histocompatibility antigen, F10 alpha chain-like
Exons: 8
Coding region: 27-1133 (368 amino acids)
Biological process (GO): immune response
Cellular component (GO): external side of plasma membrane
Source: RefSeq, a predicted model, not a curated record
CUUGGGGCUCUCAGCGGAGCAGCGCGAUGGCUCCAGCGCUGGGUCUGGGGGUGCUCUUGGGGCUCCUGGGGCUCCUGGGGGGCCCGGGUGGCGCGACGAGAGUUCUCCACUCCUUGCGUUACCUGCAUGUGGGGGUGUCAGAGCCCAGCCCCGGUAUCCCCCAGUUCGUGUCCAUUGGGUACCUGGAUGGGAUCCCCUUCGUGCACUGCGACAGCGAGCGGGGCCGGAUGGUGCCGCUGACAAAGUGGAUGGAGGAUGGAGCCGAGCCGGGAUAUUGGGAUGGCCAGACCCAGAUCUGUGAGAGGAGUCAGCACGUGUAUGCCAGGGGCCUGGAGACACUGCGGGAGCGGUACAACCAGAGCAGGGGUCUCCACUCAGUGUUGCGAGUUUCCGGCUGUGACCUCCUUUCCGACGGGAGCGUCCGUGGAUCCUACCAGCACGGCUACGAUGGGCAGGAUUUCAUCUCCUUUGACCUGGGAUCCGGGAGAUUCCUGGCGGCCGACAGCGCUGCUGAGAUCACCAGGAGACGCUGGGAACACGAGAACGUGGCUGAGAGCUGGACAAAUUACCUGGAGCACGAAUGCCCAGAAUGGCUCCGGAAAUACAUCAGAUAUGGGCAGAAGGAGCUGGACCGCAAAGAUCUCACCCCCAUCCCAUUCCCAUGGAAUUCCAUGCAUGUCUCUCACUUUCAUCCCAUUCCAGAGCUCCCAAAUGUCCAUGUGUCCAGAAAAGAGGAACAUGGGACGCUGAUCUUGUCCUGCCACGCAUACGGAUUCUACCCCAACGCAAUCGCAGUCACCUGGAUGAAGGGGGAUGAAAUCUGGGAUCAGGAGACGGAGUGGGGUGGGGUCGUUCCCAACAGCGAUGGCACCUUCCACACCUGGGCCAGGAUCAAGGUGCUGCCAGAGGAGCAGGAGCAGUACCGGUGCCGGGUGGAGCAUCCCGCAAUGUCUGAGCCUGGGAUCUUUGCUUGGGAGCCGACAUCUGUCUGGAAUCUCACCGUGGUGAUCGCUGUGUCCAUCUUCGCUCUCAUCCUCCUCGUUGCCCUCAUCGGAUUCAUCGUCUGGAAGCGCCGAUCCGGGAGGAGAGACAGGGAUAGAUACAACAUAGCAGUCAGGAAUGACGGGGAAUAAAAGGCUUGAUGGCAGCAAUCACUGCCUGAGAGAUCCACAGAGCUGGAUCCGGCCCCUUCCCUCUUCCCGGGAAACCAAGAGCUCGCCACCGAACUCAUCCCCAUGCUCCCACGCACCCGCAGCUCUUGCCAAGGAAUCAAUUUCCCAUUACCCAGUGUUUUGAGGGCAGGAAGCCCAAAUAUUCCAAUGCUUUAGUUCUGGUGCAAAAUUAUCCUGCUUGAGGCAAUAAAUCCUGCUUGGGGCAAUAAAUCCUGCUUGGGGCAAUAAAUCCUGAUGGGGCAAUAAAUCCUGCUUGGGGCAAUAAAUCCUGAUGGGGCAAUAAAUCCGGGUUCCCUC